UGGACAUUCAACAUUCAACAGUGAAGGACUUCCCGCCAAAGUCGAAGACCACCGCAUCGUGUUGAAGUACCAGUGGUACUGUAGGACAUGAGUCCUAACUCUCUUUAAUCUCUCUUUUGCAUCCCCGAUACCUGUAGUUCGGAUCGUGUGAAAAUGCCGAGCAAGCACACAAAGUCGAGACCGUCCCUCCGGCAAGGACUCGACCGCGAGGUCUAUCAAGUAGUCCGCAAAUUACAAGAUGAACGCGAAGGCGAGCUACUCACAUCCUAUUCAGUCUACGACUGGAUCAAACACUCCAACUCGAGCCUACGACGGAGGCCCAAACCCAUCUUGGAGGAUAGCAUCGAGCGAGUCCUCGCGGUGCUCGCGGAAGAGAAUGGCGACGACGAUAUCGACUCGUUCGACGGCGAUCUAGAAGACCCAGCGCCCCCGCCGGCGUCGAACCUUAUGAACAAGACCAUCGUGCAAUCAUGGACCCCUCCUACCACUGGAUCUCCCGCCCCAGGCGUCAGCGGAGAGAAACCCACCAAGAAGAGGGAAGGCAAAUUGGCGGACGGCGAACAACCAGUAAAGAAGCGACGGAAGCCCGCACCCGAACCCGUGGAUCGCAGUCCUCCGACACAUAUACGUCUCGAAGAUGUCGGUGGCGUAGACGCGAUCAAGAAAGAGUUAAAAGACCACCUGGUACUGCCUCUACUUUGCCCUGAAGAAUACGCCAAACGAAAAAUUCCGAUCCCGAGAGGCAUCCUCCUUCACGGUCCACCGGGGUGCGGAAAGACCGUCAUCUCGAGAGCAUUUGCUGCAAAACUCGGCGUGCCGUUCAUCGAAAUCCUGGGUCCUUCGGUGGUCUCUGGCAUGUCCGGUGAAUCGGAAAAGCAGAUCAGGGAGCACUUCGAGGAAGCACGACGGCUUGCGCCCUGCCUGAUAUUCAUCGAUGAGAUCGACGUCAUCGCUCCCAAGCGCGAUACCGCGCAGAGUCAGAUGGAGAAGCGGAUCGUCGCUCAGAUUCUCAUUUGCAUGGACAGUCUCGCGAUGGAGGCGAAUGACGGGAAGCCGGUGAUCGUGCUGGCGGCAACGAAUCGUCCGGACAGUUUGGAUCCGGCGCUGCGUCGUGGGGGUAGGUUCGAUACGGAGAUCAACAUGGGCGUUCCGAACGAGCCUAUGCGGGAGUCCAUCCUCCGUGCGCAGACGAGAGACAUCCAUGUCGCUGUGGAUGUCGAUUUUGCUAUCUUAGCGAAGAAGACUCCUGGGUUCGUUGGCGCGGAUCUUCGAGACCUGGUUGGCAAGGCGGGGACAUGGUCGAUGGAUCAAUAUCGGGAAGCGUUGGAGCGGCAAGCUACCGAAACGGAAGUGGAUAUGGACAUUGAUCAGGCGAAAGACUACUCUGGCAUGGACAAGUCGAUCACGCGACUGAUUGAACGGGUCAAGAACAAAGACCAACCCCGCCCGAUUGGAUUCGAAGAUACGGCUAUCUCUAUGAGGGCGUUCUUGGAGGUCCUCCCUGGCAUCCAGCCCUCAUCGAAACGAGAAGGAUUUGCAACCAUCCCCGACACGACCUGGCAAGACAUCGGCGCCCUGGAAGAAGUCCGCGCCGAGCUCCAAACCGCCAUCGUCGAGCCCAUCAAAAACCCCGAACGCUUCCGCAAAGUCGGCAUCCUCGCCCCCACUGGCAUCCUCCUCUGGGGCCCCCCUGGGUGCGGCAAGACCCUCCUCGCCAAAGCUGUCGCCAACGAGUCCAAAGCCAACUUCAUCAGCGUCAAGGGCCCCGAGCUCCUCAACAAGUACGUUGGCGAGUCCGAGCGCGCCGUGCGCCAGGUGUUCCAGCGCGCCCGCUCCUCCAUCCCCUGCGUCAUCUUCUUCGACGAGCUCGACGCCCUCUCCCCCAAGCGCGAGGACGCCCUCUCCGACUCCUCCGCCCGCGUUGUCAACACCCUCCUCACCGAGCUCGACGGCCUCAGCGCCCGCCAGGGCAUCUACGUCAUCGCCGCCACUAACCGUCCGGAUAUCAUCGAUCCGGCGAUGCUGCGUCCGGGCCGGCUGGAGACGUUGCUGUUCGUCGGGCUGCCGGGCGAGCAAGAGCGGGUGGAUAUUCUGAAGGCGCUGAUUCAGAAGACGCCGAUCCACGAGGAGUUCGCAGAGAUUGGACGGCGGUGCGGGAAUUUCAGCGGCGCGGAUCUGGGGAGCUUGUUAAGACGUGCUGGGCAGAGUGCGCUGCGGAGGGGGGCGGAGGUGGUGGAGUUGCAGGAUUUCGAGCAUGCAUGCGAGACGGUGCGGACGAGUGUGGUGGAUAUUCAGAAAUAUGAGAGGAUGAAGGGGAAGUUGGCUUCGAGGAUUUGAUGUAUAUACCUAUUUGAUUCUUGUCCCUAGGUAAAAGUCAAGCCUUUGGGCUUACAUUUUGAUAGACUAACUUUGCUUCAUUCGGCCACUUUUGGUUUGAUAUUCUAGGAUACAACUAGUAAUACACGAUGCAUCAAACCAGAGGACAUUAUACCUAUUCAUUUUAGUGGUAUCCCAGCCGAACCACCGACAUUGGAACACCACCUCGUGACCCCUAACUCCUGACCCGACCACUAGUGUAUUUGCUACCCGUAAGUGUAUAU
Molecule: messenger RNA, 2600 nt
Organism: Eremomyces bilateralis CBS 781.70
Lineage: Eukaryota; Fungi; Ascomycota; Dothideomycetes; Eremomycetales; Eremomycetaceae
Product: ribosome biogenesis ATPase RIX7
Exons: 1
Coding region: 154-2337 (727 amino acids)
Biological process (GO): ribosome biogenesis
Cellular component (GO): nucleus
Molecular function (GO): ATP hydrolysis activity; ATP binding; RNA binding
Source: RefSeq, a predicted model, not a curated record